Messenger RNA from Manihot esculenta (cassava), 885 nucleotides. RefSeq lists its product as uncharacterized. The transcript is spliced from 2 exons. The coding region runs from base 1 to 885 and encodes 294 amino acids. Lineage: Eukaryota; Viridiplantae; Streptophyta; Magnoliopsida; Malpighiales; Euphorbiaceae. The record is from RefSeq and is a predicted model, not a curated record.
AUGGCUACAUCUGAGACUCUUCCUACUAUCCAUAAGCAUGCAAGAUCUGUGUGUUGCCGCUUGAUGAGUAUUGGAAAGGUUAUUGAAGAAUGCAUGAAAGUCAUAGCCUUCUGGAUGUGGCUCGACUCUCAAGGAUUUCAAAAUAUCAUUACAAAUCUCUCUUCUCACGAUGAUCAAUUCUUGUCUUUUGUGUAUGAUGAGGCUGUGUCCGUUUUAUCUUCCUUGCAGGCCAAUUCAACUCCAUCACCAAAUGCUAUGCUUAAUACUCUAACCUUAGCACAACGUUUCUUAUCUCCCAGUGUUAUUCUCUCUGACAAAGAAGAGGUCUUGAAGAGCAUCACAGAUAUCUAUACAAAAAUUUGUUGUGUUCUAUUUGAGGAUUUUCUGAAAGAGAAAGGCACUCAACUUGGUAUGAGAGGUGAAGAAGAGACUACACAGAAAAUAACUGAGUGGCAUGGCACUGGUCAUAACUGGAAAACUUCUUACGCAGUAUCAUCUUCAACUGCACAUGCACAUGCACAUUCAAAUCUGAAUCCUUCUGCUAAGGAGUGGAAUCCUAUAAAUGAGCGUCUUCCUGAGGAGGAUCGAUGCUUGUUUUUAACUUUCUCAAACGGAUAUCCUCUUACUGAAAAUCAAAUCAUCAACUUUUUUUCCAGUGUAUUAUGCAGUAAACACGGGCCCUGCGUGGAAAGAGUGUACGUGCACAGGCCAUAUGAUCCGAGGAACGAGAGUAAUGAGCCUCCACUGUUUGGGAAGAUUGUGUUCAAGACGUAUUCUGUGGCCGCUAUGAUCUUAAAUGGAAGAAAUGAAGCCAAGUUCUGGGUAGAUGGAAAGCCUCUUUGGUGCAAGAGGUUUAAUCCAGAGAAGAAGAUGGCGGGAAAUUAG